CAUUCCCAUUAUUGAACUUACAGAGACAAACGCUUCACGCAACGUAACUGCGAACGAACCAACCAUGUCUUCCUCUCUGGCUCAACCUCUUCCAUGGCUAUUGCUACUGCUCGCUCUCGCCGUCUUCACGGCGGAAACAGCCUCCGCGGCGGAGUUGGAGGUGGAGCCACUAGGAGGUAAAGCGCCUCAGAGAGAAUUUGACUAUUUCGCGUUGGCGUUGCAAUGGCCUGGAACUUACUGCCAACGCACUCGCCAUUGCUGUUCCAAUAACGCUUGCUGCAGAGGGUCCAAUGCUCCAACAAUAUUCACCAUACAUGGACUCUGGCCUGACUAUAAUGAUGGGACCUGGCCAGCCUGUUGCACUAAAUCUCGUUUCGAUCCAAAAGAGAUAUCAACAUUGACUGAUGCCUUAGAGAAAUAUUGGCCAUCAUUGAGCUGUGGCUCACCAUCAACCUGUCAAGGUGGAAAAGGAACAUUUUGGGCUCAUGAGUGGGAGAAGCAUGGCACAUGCUCAUCUCCUGUAUUUCGAAAUGAAUAUGAUUACUUCCUGGCGACACUGAAUAUCUACUUCAAAUAUAAUGUCACAACUGUUCUAAAUGAGGCUGGUUACGUUCCAUCUAACACAGAAAAGUAUCCCCUUGGAGGCAUUGUAUCUGCCAUUGAGAAUGCUUUCCAUAUGUCUCCUUUAAUAAUUUGCUCAAAAGGUUCUGUGGAGGAGCUUCGCCUAUGCUUCUAUAAGGACUUCAAGCCACGUGAUUGUGCUGUUGGACAAGACAUUAAAACUGACAUGGUUUCAAAAGGAUCAUGUCCCAAGUAUGUUAGCUUGCCAGAACAUGCAUCAUUGGGAGGGCCAGGGCGUGAUGGGCUCCAAAGUUGGGUGUCUGAUGAUGCAGCAGCAUUUUAAGGUUAUCGUAGAAUGCUUCUACUUGUAAAUUUCUGUACCUUGCGAAUAAACAAAGCUAAGCCACGUGCAUAAAUUUAUUUGGAUGCUGUUACCAUUUAUCAAUUUGAGGACAAAUUGAUAACGUGAAGCCCUGGACCGCUUAGCCGGAAAAAUGAAGAGAUGGAUGACUGAAUGUAUUAUUUGGGACUUAUGUCAAGCCUGCUGCCGUGUAUUUGGGGGCUGGUUUUAUCUGUUUCUUUAUUGCUAAAGUUAUGUACAAGUAUGACUGUAUAAUAAAUUAUGUUGUAUCAUAAGCAGUUGCGAUACAUUUGCAUUACGAGUGAGUUCAAACACGAGCAAUGUUCGUGUUGUGUUUAAUUAGGUAUGUGAUGCACUACGAGAACAAGUAAUUAAAAAAAGCUUGGCAUUCACGGUUUAUACAA
Messenger RNA from Lotus japonicus, 1326 nucleotides. RefSeq names its product ribonuclease 2. The transcript has 9 exons. Lineage: Eukaryota; Viridiplantae; Streptophyta; Magnoliopsida; Fabales; Fabaceae. Gene Ontology annotation, cellular component: extracellular region. The coding region runs from base 65 to 904 and encodes 279 amino acids. The record is from RefSeq and is a predicted model, not a curated record. Gene Ontology annotation, molecular function: RNA binding; ribonuclease T2 activity. Gene Ontology annotation, biological process: RNA catabolic process.